This is a messenger RNA of Colius striatus (speckled mousebird), 1668 nucleotides long. It is a transcript of the gene MCRIP1, whose product is annotated as MAPK regulated corepressor interacting protein 1. The record is from RefSeq and is a predicted model, not a curated record. The transcript is spliced from 4 exons. Lineage: Eukaryota; Metazoa; Chordata; Aves; Coliiformes; Coliidae. The coding region runs from base 144 to 434 and encodes 96 amino acids.
GGCCCGAGGCGAGCGGCGGCGCAGGGACCGGGCCCAGCCGAGGGCCCCGGCGCGUUGCCAUGGCGGCCUGAGCCCCGGCCCGGCCUCGCCCCUCUCCCGCAGCCGCGCCGACCCGCGCCCGCCGCCGCCGCACGCACGACGCCAUGGCCAGCUCCCCCGUGUCUCGCGUGGUCUACAACGGGAAGCGGAGCGGCGGCCCGCGCUCCCCCGGCGCCGGCAGCGAGAUCUUCACGCCGGCCCACGAGGAGAACGUGCGCUUCAUCUACGAGGCCUGGCAGUGCGUGGAGCGCGACCUGCGCAGCCAGAUGGGCUCCGAGCGCGGCCUGGUCGAGGAGUACGUGGAGAAGAUGCCGAACCCGAGUCUCAAAGCGUUUAAACCUGUCGACCUGGGUGAUCUGAAGAGGAGGAGCACACAGGAUGCCAAGAAGUCCUAAGGCAGGUCCUCCCCGCGCAUCGGCUGCUCCCAAGGUCCUCAGGCAGAUUUAAUUUGAGAUUUUGUGUUGAUUUCCUCCUCUGGUCUGUGCUCCCAAAGCCCGCGGGAAGCCGGUCAGCUUUGGGGCUGGCUCUGAAGCUACCUGACAUUACAGCUGCUCAGGGGCUCGCUGAGGAUGCCCAGAGCCUGUCACAAAGGAUUCCAGCCCCGGCUUUCUCUGGCCUAGAAGCGUCUUUCCCCACUUGGCACUGGGGUCACAGCUCUCCCCUUUUCCUCCCUUCUCUGCCCCUGCUGAUUGUGAGAGCUCCCUGGGCCCCGGUGAGCAGCGGGCAGGGCCGCGGGGCUGUGCUGGUUCUCUGGAUCCGCAGCUGCAGGGCCAGGACGGGAGGCGAGGGAGAGAGAGCUGGCUCUGUGCUGGUGCCUGGGACAGGCAGGCAGCCCCGCUUCAGCACCCUCUGCACAGGUGGCUGCUGGGCAGGUUACACUCUGGCUGCUCUUUACUCCCGUGUGGAAGGACUCAGUUGGUACCUGGGCUGCCAGUGCCCGGCACACACCGGUGCUGCUGCGGCUCUCGGGGCCAGACCCGAGGCCUUAGAUUGGGCCAGAUCUCUGGGGUGCUGGAGGUGGGGCUGCUGCCCUCCUGCUGUGGACGCAGAGGCUCAGGGUGUCAGCACCUGAGGGGGUGCUGGGCCGCAUCCGGCCCUCCUGCCUCAGCGCCGUGGGAGGGAGCAGCAGGGAGGGCGGCUGGUGCUGACGCUGUGGAAAGAAGCCUCUUGGCACCCUUGUCAGAGCAGCGCCGUGCUCUUCUGUGCUGAUACCAUUUUCCAGGCCUGCACCUUUGGAAGAGAUCCAGCUGGCAGAAGUGUCACGGGGGGGCUGCCUGGUCAGUGUAACUCACACUGGGGCGGGGGGGGCUUUCUAGGGACCCUCACUCCUAGCAAGCCCUGGGUGCUUUCUGCCUCUGAGUGAGGGCGAGCGACUGUGCCAUCGUGAGCCACCUGAGCAGAGCGGCUGUGCCAGCCUUGGGGUUACCCUGUGCCCACAGGUGGCCCUCGGGAGCAGCAGGAGCGGCCCCCAGCCCACCCAGGCCGUGGGGAGGGGGCUGCAGGAGGCCUGCAGGGGAAGCUGGGGCUGCCGUUACCUUUCCUUUGAGUCGUUGAGCUGUUCUGUGCCCUUUUUUUUUUCUGUUGUCUGUCACUUGAGGAGUGUUGUAAAUAAAAGCUGGUGUCCUUUUG